Molecule: messenger RNA, 4639 nt
Organism: Drosophila persimilis
Lineage: Eukaryota; Metazoa; Arthropoda; Insecta; Diptera; Drosophilidae
Exons: 9
Coding region: 70-3891 (1273 amino acids)
Biological process (GO): regulatory ncRNA-mediated post-transcriptional gene silencing
Cellular component (GO): P granule; cytosol
Molecular function (GO): RNA binding; 5'-3' RNA helicase activity
Source: RefSeq, a predicted model, not a curated record
AAACUCUGAGGCACAGCUCAGCGCCAAUGCAGUUAGAAAUUUAAAAAUUUACAGUAAUUUUCUAGGAAAAUGACGAAGAGCAAGAAAAAGAAGGCCGCUUCUGACAAGAACAGUAAUAUAAAGGGGGAAGAGAUCACUCCCGCCAACAAAGUGACGCCGCCAGACACGCCACCAAAAAACGGACUUAAGAUCGCCAACAACGGCAAUGGCACGAAACGAAGUUCCACUGUCCCCUGGGAACGGGAAAUCAUUGGGCAGUUUCUGCUGGAGAUGGGCGACAGUCAGAAGAUAAGUGCUCGCAAUGAUUGGUACGUGGAUAAGACGCAAAUGCGGAUGCUCUUCGAGGACUAUCUGGAAAAGAGUCCCAAAUACACGGAGCUUCGCCUCAAGCUGUCAGCCAAUGGAGCCUAUAACAUUGGGUCUCUGAUGCAACGAACCAACUUCCUGGUGAACACGCCGCGGGGAAGCUCCAACUAUCGCAUUAAGAGCUUCUCCUUGAUGGAGUUUCGCAGGGAGAAGAUUAAUGCGAUCGAUGAGAGGCAUCGUCUGAGGGAUGGAGUGACUAUCACUGAGCCAGGGGCUGCUGUGGUGGGCAGAAUUGAGGGGGACAUAAUCGAACAGUAUGUCCUCGAUACGGCAGCCACGGCGAUGCCUUUGAAGUAUCAGAAAACUCUAAUAAUGGGGACAUCAACGAACUUUGAACUCAACUCCCUGGGGUGCUACAUAUGCGAGACCCACUUUGACUCGAUUGAAAAGUAUGAGGAGCAUGUGGAGCACCAUGGCGAUGAGUCGGACUUUAAGUCACUCGAGAAAAUGACCAAAUUCUCCAAACCCUUGGUGACGCUCUCGUACCAGACAUGCGUGGACAGUCACUACUUUGGCUUCACCCUAAAGACCGACCUUAAAGAUGUGGUCGUGCAGAAGUUCAUUAUUGUGCAGUUGCGCCAGUUCUACUACGUGUACAAUAGACGGAUGCCGGUGACGAUGCCCGAGAGUGGGGAGAUGGUUUUCUUUGUGGACUCGCACGUGUUCACGAUCCUGAGGGAGAUGCCCAUUGUGAUCGGGUUCACGAGCAAAGGUCAGCGCUACGUGGAACAGCACCACUUCAUGCGAACGAGCGCCCUGCCCAAGCCCAUGUUCAACAUAAACCCGUACAGGCUGUGCAGCAAGGAGAUCUUUCGCAGCAAGGGCUUGUUCCGUGCCAAUCCGCCUACGGAGGUUGUGCGCGCACUGAAGCAUGACAAUGCCCAGUCCCUUCUGGCGCAGUACGACAAUGACUACCGCAACUACUGUGAGCGGGGUAGAGAGCUCACGCAGGUGAAUAUCGGCGGCGCUCUGCGCACUCUCUUACAGGUGGAGGACAUAGAGUGUCUGCAGCACUAUCUGGGGCUGACACAGUCGAAGGUGGAACUACAUCAGUUCGGCAGGGAGCUGUCGGUGAAGAUAAAACUGUCCUCCGCCAAUAAUGGAGGUGUCGAGGGUGUCCUAUCUCCGGGCGACGACGUGCUGAUAAUUAACGAGAGUGUCCCGAAUGGGAGUCCCGAAGAUGUUCGGAAGCUGUUGGAAAACAAAAAUCUCGUUCUGGAACUGGCCCUUAAGGACUUCGAUGCGAUCAUCAAGUGGGCCCGGAGUGUGGACAAGAUGCUCGGAUCGCUGAAGAAGCAGCCGCGGGUCUACUUUGCCCGCAUCCUCGGCGUAUCCACCCAGCGAGUGCACAUCACCUGCGAGCGACAGCUGGCGGACAACACCACAUAUACGCUGAUCUUCCGACCAGUGCGGGCUGUAAUGCGCUACCAGUACCGGGCUCUCGAGCAGUUGGGUCUGACCAACAGUCAGCAUGUGCAGCGGAUUCUCUUUCCUGCAGAGAUUCCACGCCAGCCAGUGGCCGUGGGAGCUCUGAAGCUUCACAACCAGUGCAUAUCCAGCAAUCCAGAGCAGAUGCAGGCAGUGAAGCAGAUUUCUCUGUGUCCCAAGCUGCCGGCUCCCUAUAUUGUCUUCGGCCCUCCCGGAACCGGCAAGACGGCAACCAUCUGCGAAGCCAUUUAUCAGCUAUAUGUGUACAGGCCAGAGUCUCACAUCCUCGUGCUGUCCGGAUCGAACACCGCCUGCGAUGAGAUUGCGCUGAGGCUGCUCCGCGCCAUAGCCAAGGCGCCGGAGACCCAGCCGCGGCCCCUCACUCGCAUUUUCGCCGCUUGCUGCGAUCGACGCAUCGACAACAUCAAUGACCUGCUACUGGAGUACUCCAACAUGUAUGCCCUGCACUUUUACCCGGCCGUCGAGGCAGUGCACCAGUACCGCAUCGUCGUCUGUACCCUCAGCUUGGCAGGCAAGCUCUCGACGGGUGGCUUCGCCCUCGACAAUUGCAAGCGGCCCGUGUUCUCGCAUGUGUUUGUCGAUGAGGCAGCCGCCUCCACCGAGACGGAGUCCCUCAUGGGCAUCACCUGCACGAUCUCAUCUGACACGAAUUUAAUUCUAUCUGGGGAUCACAAGCAGCUCGGCCCAGUGCUUCAGUCGCAACGGGCCAACGAUUGGGGUCUGUCCGUGUCCCUGUUCGAGCGGCUUCUCCAGCGAAAGUGCUACCAGGUAGAUGCGGGCGGUGGCUACAAUGCAGCUAUUCAAACGCGUCUCAUUCGGAACUAUCGCUCCCACCCGGAGAUCGUUUCUCUCUACAACGAUCUCUACUAUAAUGGCGAGCUCAAGGCGCAGGCUCCCAUGGAGAAUGUCUGUCGAGUGCAGAACUGGUUCCACACGACCAACGAAUGUUUCCCGAUUAUGUUCCAUUCGGCCUUUGGCACAGUAAUGAACACCAAAAAGUCGGUUAGCCUGUGCAACAACAAGGAGAUCGACACUGUAAUGGAUUAUGUAAAGGAUCUAAUGUACUUUGGUAUCAACGGAGAGCCAGUGGCGCAGACGGACAUCGGGAUCAUCUCGCCGUACAAGAACCAAUACCAACGCAUCCAAGAGCAGCUUAACAUGCGCAAUUGGACGCAGAUCGAUUGCGGUUCUGUUGAGUUGUUCCAGGGCAAGGAGAAGCCGAUCAUCAUCGUGUCCUUUGUGCGCUCGUUCACACCCAAGCUGGGCUUCCUCGACAAUCAUCGGCGUUUGAAUGUCUUGCUCUCGCGGCCGAUGUCUAUGCUGAUUAUGAUCGGCAAUCCACGUACGCUGAGCCAGAACCCUGACUUCCGGCGUAUCAUCGAUCUGUGCCGUGCGCGAAGGACUCUUGUGGGUUCCCCCUAUUAUCCGGAUGAAAAUGGCAUGAAGGUCGUCAACGGAACUGCUACUGGAGGAGCUAGAGAAUCUGAAAUAGCUGCAGCAAAAACCGACACUCCACCGCAGGAGUCCAGGCUGUUCUACAAUCAGAACUACGCCAAGUCGGAGUUGGACAAACUAUUCGAUGAAUUGCCCAAGGUUCCGCGCUACGUGGAUCACAGCUCGGACGCUGUUAGCUCUGUCUCUGCUCAAAUGAUGGAACUGAAGGUGAAGAAUAAAACGGAGGUGAAAGCCAAACUGCUGGCAACAAGUUCAACCAAAAUGGAGCCAGUUCCAGUCAAGCCAUCUUCACAAGCAUCUGUUCCAGCAAAGCUUCCAAGAACUCCAGCUGGGCCCUCAACCUCAUCCGCAACCACCCCAAAGAGCUUCACGGGUCCGAUGCGACCAAUUUCUAAUCCAAUUGCUCCAUCAAUGAGUUCACCAAGGACCUUCACGAAUCUACCAACACGAGGACCAACGGAGUAUAGACAUAUUCCAACCGGAUCCGCACGAUUCGAGAACAUGCGUGCGCCGUCUGAGUCGCAUUUCAACACAAGCCACGGAAAUUGGAACAGCUACAGCAAUCCACGGCCAGAGGAACCCACAACCAAAAAGAAGAAAUCGAUGUGUGCCAUUUCAUAGCUAAGGAACCCAAUUUGACUCACAGCCCCUAUGAGGACCCGGGCGGUCGCCUGAUACAACAGUCGUCUGCUGGGUCCUCUUUUUGACUUUGCUAUUUUGGCAUUAGAGCGGUCUCCGAUCGUCCGCGUGCCUAGUAGCAAAACCACUUACAAAAUGCGCACGCAUUUGGUGUGUAACUCCAAUCGCCUUUGCGAAUAAGAAGUCAUUUGAUUUCUGAUUAUUUGCUUCCCUUUUGGUUUCGCACCAAAUGCGAGUGUAUAUUUUAUGAUAUGAUUUAAUAAUUUUAGACAAAGAGACUUUCGUAAUGCAGUUAUUCAUUUAGAGUUAUUCAUUUAUUCAGUUAGAGUCGAAAAACUCCUGGAGUCAGUUCCAGAUAAAUACAGAAAAGAAGUUGAUCAUUUAUAUUUUUAUGUAAAGUAAAGGGCGUAGCUAACAUCCUCCACUUGUUACAAAUGAACGAUGCAUUCCAUUUAUAAAAUGUCAAGAUUUCAAUAAUUUUACUAGAAAACUAGAAACAUAUGUUUCAAUGAAUCAAAAUUAAACUUUUGUUGCUCAUACGAAUUGUUAAAAUAAUAUUAAUUGAAAGACAUGAUGUAUGAGAUAUAUAUAUGUUAUUUAAAUGGGAGACCGGUAAGAAUACGCCCAAGUCUUUCCCUGCUACAAAUGAAUUCUAUGUAUGCCAGCACUUACGUUUCCAUUUACUCAAAGACACCCAGAUUUCAAUAAAGGCAAACAAUAAAGACAAGUA